Messenger RNA from Spodoptera frugiperda (fall armyworm), 2968 nucleotides. RefSeq lists its product as uncharacterized. The record is from RefSeq and is a predicted model, not a curated record. The transcript has 3 exons. The coding region runs from base 102 to 1010 and encodes 302 amino acids. NCBI's taxonomy places the organism in Eukaryota, Metazoa, Arthropoda, Insecta, Lepidoptera, Noctuidae. Gene Ontology annotation, molecular function: protein binding.
UGAUGACUUAUUGACAUUGACGAUUUUGCUAUACUAUAAUAUAUGUAUUCAUUUUCAUUCUAGCAUUUUGUUGAAAAUUUUAAUUAAAUAUAAAACAAAUAAUGGCCACCCCAGUGAAGAAACCAGACUCUCAAGCAAAAAUGUUUAACGAAAGAAUUGUCAGUACUCGUUCGGAUCGAGUGAUAAAAAAGAAGUUGAUAAAACUCGGGGACUACACCUUAGUUCCUUACGAGGACUCGCGCUGCAAAAUUACUUUAAGUGAUGUUCAGUGUUCUAACGCCGCAGGACCUUGUGAGAUCGACCCGGUCAGUCGUGUAUUUAGUCAAUCAUUUGAUGGAAAUGUGUUGAUUGGCGACUCUGAUUCCUACAUAGACAAAGAUUUCGAGUUGAUACUGCAGCAGAUGUGCUGCGGAGAGGUGUGCGAGGCCAGUAUAGCUUACAAGAACGCGGAUGGCACGGUGAUGAAGGAGAUUAGAUGCAAGAUUGAGCUGAGGGAGGUUACUGAGGAGCAGCUCAUCAGUGACUGGAGCUGGGAGAGACUGUAUGAAGCCGCUGUCCAUCACAAGGAGCGGGGAGUAGAUCUAAUAAAGCAAGGUCGAACCGCUGACGCUUUCCGAAGAUUCAACAAGGCCCUUAAGAUGCUGAUCGCUAUCGAACCCGUGGACCCCAAGGUCGUCAGCGAGCAGGUUGUUAAAGAUAUGAUAGAACUGAAGGUAAAAUUGUACAACAACCUGGCGCACUGCCAGCUUCAGUAUGACGAGUACGAAGCUGCCAUAGUACUGUGUGAGAAGGCCCUCAAGUUCGACCCGGUCAAUGUGAAGGCACUGUACAGGAAGUGCACAGCUCACUCCGGCCUCCACAUGUACGAGGAAGCCUGGAAGGACAUACAAGAAGCCCUACGGAUAGAACCCAAUGACAAAGCCGCCCAGCUAAAGGCAAACUCCUUAAUACCCAAGAUUGAGAAGAUAAAUAAAGAUUACUCAACAGUUAUCAAGAAGAUGUUCAGUUAAACGGUUAAAUAGCUGUUGUUACUUGUUGUUAGUGGUCAUUGUGUGAGUGCGGAGGUGGAGGACAUCUUGAGGACCAGACCACGUCCGGUGGCCUGUUGUUGUAGGAGCUCAUAGCUCCACUCUACGUGCGGUUGUUAUACAGACGUUAGUACAUCGACGAACUCCAAUCUGUCUAAUUUUUCAUAGAUUUUCGAUUUUAUGUUAAAGGAAAUUAUAGUUUUUGGAGAACAUUAAAAAAUAAUGUUCUCAGUAUAGAUAAUCAUGCCUGGCGAACUACAACUGUUCAACGGUUGUCCGUUGUACGCCCCAAUAUCUAAAGAUACGUUCUUUUUCAUAUGUAUGUAUGCGCGUAGCGUAUGCUGUUAAAAUUCGAUGUGCUUGCGCGAUGUGUUUUCUUUGGCAGUGUAGCAGUUACUAUGUCCUAAUGAAUGUCUCAAAGAAAAAUGACAGAUUGGAAUAAGUUCUGCUGGCGUCUGUAAGUCUCUCAUGAUGCUUCUUUUGUUUUUCACCAGCUUUCUGACACCUCUAGCUGUUGUUUAACUGGAUUACCUAGUCAUGCCGCUAAUGAACCAUUUAUUUAAUUAGGCUCUCAAAUCCUGCACUAAUAUUUUCAAUUCUUUCAAAAAAUAUAGUGUUCUAAGGGUAACCUCUACUGAAGAGCGUCACUGGGGAGGAGAAAAAAAGACAACUAGCUCAAAUUGUUAGUAAUUACAAAUGCCUAGGAGAAAGGGAGGGAAGAUCUUAACAAACCAUUUCUAGCAAGAGAGUCAUAUCAAAUUUUGAUAGUGAGAUUAUUGAAUUCGGACCAGAUUAAUACACUUGGGGCAAAAUACACACCAGACUACAUCAGCUCUAGUUCACACGUUUGUGGAGGUAGUGUCGAAUUAAACAGCGCAGCCAAUCUGGACCUCGUCUUACUUUUGUACUCAAUUAUUCCCAGACAGAGCUUAGUUUCGAAGUGAGGGCCCAUUUUAUGCGAGCAAUAGGGAUGUUCCUAACUGGUCAAAUGCAAUAUUAUUUUUGAAUCUCACUCUCAAUUGUGACGUCAUAACGUUUUUAUGUCAAUUAGCUUAUACUUUUUUUCAAAUUUUUGUAUAUUGUUAAGUGGGCACAAAUGAUUUUUGACAGAGGAAUCAUCCCAAUUGCUAUCCUUGCUUGUUAAUUCGGCACUACGUGGAGUUUAACAUGAAGCCGACUACUGGCUGCUAGCUACUAGUGUAUUUGACGUGAACGGUGGAACAGGGAAGUUAGGUAAGUGUUUGUAGCACAAAUAAUAAAACUAUCGAUGUAUAUAGUGAGUCGGAAGGUUUUGUACGGCGACUGUGGCGACGCGUGGCCAAAUGUAAUGACUCUGAAUUUGUUUGACAUAAGUAUUGCUGUCUUAAGUCUUUUAAAGAGUAUAAAGAGUUUAAAUGCUUAAUAAAACCGUCGCGUCUCUUUGAGUACAUAUUUUUAAAUAAUAAAUUUAAUCUUAUAAUUUUUUAUCAAAUACUACAUAUUCCUCGAUCGAGUAAAGUUCUAAGUUAUGUUCGAUCCUUGGGUCCACUAUGUUAACUAUUAGGUCGAUUAAUGUUGUAGUUUCUGAGUGAUAAGCUUGCCUCCUAAUCAUAACUACCUGGUAACAAUAACUAGCGAAUUUGUAUGAGCAGCUAAAAAAACCUCUAAGUAUCUAUGAAUAAAGGACAGCAAUACUCAAGUGUUAAACAAAAUCAGAGUCAUAAUCUUAGAAUAGUUGUACUAGACUAAUAUUUCCUAUGUCUUGGCCUUCUAGGGACCGUUCCUGCAUCCUUCUAGCAAGUUCCAGACAAGAUGCAUUUAUAUUCUUCUGUGAUUCUCUUACGUGUCUAUUUUUGAGAUAAUCAACUUUAAUUGUAAGACCUCAAAAUCUAUAUGUAAUUAUGUACUUAAAUGUCUGUUGUAAAUAGAACAGUGAAAUAUAUUCUGUAUAUGUAGCAAUA